CUUCGCCGGCCGGAAUUUUCGGAGCCCCUGAGUGCGGCCCUCCAGCUCGCUAUCCUAGCUGUGAUGGAAAAUCACAGCGUUCGCCCUCACUGGGUUGUGGGACACUCUUCUGGCGAGAUUGCAGCUGCCUAUGUGGCUGGAUAUUUGACUUUAGAUGAUGCAAUUAAGAUUGCUUACUUCCGUGGCCAAGCCGCGCAGGGAGCCUGCGAUACCUGGAAGGAGAGGAUGGGUAUGAUGGCCGCGGAGCUGGAUCCGCAAAUCAUUUCCAAAUACUUCAUAGGAUUGGAAGACAAGGUCCAUAUUGCUUGUCACAAUAGUCCCAGCAACGUUACACUUGCAGGGGUUCUUUCCUCCUUGGAGGAGGUGCAGGCACGUUUACAGCAAGACAAACAUGCAAGCCGUAUGCUACAGGUUGAUAUCCCAUACCAUUCCAAGUUCGUCGCAGCCACUGCAGAGGCAUUUGAGCAGUUCGCUCUUCAGGAGAGGCCUUUUGUGCAAGAUCUAGGUUGCAGUGGAGACGUCACAAUGCUGUCGACCGUCACUGGCAGCCGAUUGGAGGGCCGGACUUGCAACAGCUCAUACUGGAGAGCCAACAUGGAGUCCCCAGUUUUAUUCCGUCACGCAAUGGAAGAUUUACUCCGUCAUGAUCUACACCCCGAUAUUCUUAUUGAGAUUGGCCCAAGUGACACAUUGAGAGGUCCAGUUAUGAAAUUAAAGCACAGUCUAAGCCGUGGAGAUUUGCCCCUGAAGGACACUGACAUACAGUAUCUAUCGGCUCUUCAUAGGGGCGACAUGUCGGCCCACAACAUGUUACACUUACUAGGCAGCCUUUAUCUGUCCGGAUAUCCCGUUCAGAUGCAAGGUUCCUAUCCACCGCCCAGCGAAGAGGCUCACUCUGUCAUUGUGGAUCUCCCUAAUUACUGCUGGAAUCAUACGGCAAAAUACGGGUACAAGUGUGAAGUAAGGCAGGCCGAGCGGGUUCGCAAGGCGCCCCAGCGCGACCUCGGGAGUGAACCCAGCCUUGGCGCAUCCAUGGAUAAUCAAAAUGGUCCCAUAGCACGCAAUACCGACGAACUCAAUCAAAGCAUGCAGAAAACUCCAGAGACAACAGUUUCCCCUGGAGAAUAUGGUGAUCUUCUCAGUAAGAAGCUGAGCAACAUGUUGCGGUUGACGGGGCCAAUCGAUCCGGAAAAGUUGCUCUCAAGCUAUGGAUUGGAUUCUCUGUCCAGAAUCCAACUACGCCAUUGGUUGAAUACACAGCUAUCAGUGGAUGUAUCCACUUUUGACAUUAUCAGCACACUCACACUGGCCUCUUUGCGUGAGAUGAUUGCUGGAAAGUUGAGGGUAGUUUAA
Messenger RNA from Aspergillus novofumigatus IBT 16806, 1353 nucleotides. Its product is annotated as FabD/lysophospholipase-like protein. The record is from RefSeq and is a predicted model, not a curated record. Gene Ontology annotation, biological process: fatty acid biosynthetic process; secondary metabolite biosynthetic process. The transcript has a single exon. Gene Ontology annotation, molecular function: phosphopantetheine binding; fatty acid synthase activity. NCBI's taxonomy places the organism in Eukaryota, Fungi, Ascomycota, Eurotiomycetes, Eurotiales, Aspergillaceae. The annotation marks the transcript as partial.